CUUCCUCAUCCGAUCCGCCAGGACUUAUUAUUUCUGAAAUAUUCACUUUCGUCCCUCAUUUCCUUUUUCUUUCCCCUUCUCACCCUCGUCUCCUUCAACUUAGGGUUUCGAUUUUCAGGUUUCGCCUCUCACUACCACGACCACCCCCAUCGGAAAAUCUCCAGCUCGAUCCGUUCACGCUAGAUCUCCGCCUUUGAUUUACGCAGCGGUGAUCGCUAACCAUGAAGCAAUCUGCGAAGAAGAAGAAAAAGCGACCGCGUCCUCCCAAGGCCCCCUCCUCCAAUGUUGCGACAAAUGACAAGCAGCAGCAGCAGCUGCACGGACAGGAACAUGAUCAGCAAGAGGAAGCGAGAAUCCUUGAUUGGUUGAUGGAGGCUUUUGAUUCCGUCUCUCUCGAAGAAGCGGCGUCUGCGUACAAACAAGCCGACGGGGAUCCGAACAAAGCCGUGGAGAUUCUGUCGAGUUUGUUAGAUGGAGAUACCAAGAGCGAGGGUCCAGAUCCAUCAACGAGCGGAUCCUCAUGGAGUUCUGGGUCGGACCUUAUGGAGACGGGUUGCGUGCAGAACGCCGUGACUGGAAGGGGCAAGCAGCAGAAGCGAGUGGUGGCAGCAACGGGGACCGUGUCAACGGUGCUUGGUAAAGAGUACGCGAGGGCCAGCCCGAGGCAGCACUCGAAGAAUAGAGUAAUGAAGGAUUAUGGGGUUUUGAACAAGGAGAAGGCUGAACAGUUCUUAUGCUCGAUGCUUGAUGAUGAAUGUGACCUCAGUAUGGCUGUUGUUAGAGAUGUUUUAUGUAAGUGUUUUGGAAUACAAUUUUCUUCAUACAAUUCAGCUACGAUUUCUCAACACCAAAUAGGAGCUGAGUAAAAUUUUACGAUCAAAGGUGCUUGCUUGGUUGUCUCGGUUGUGUACAAUUUACCAGGAUACUCCUUUUCAGACUCAAUUAUAUAAAAUGUUAACUGAGAUUAAUCUCAUUCAGAAAUUGAGUGCUAUGAAAUAUCAUUUUUGCAGGUCAGUGUGGUUACAAAGUUGAAAAGGUACUAUUAGCUCUUCGACUUGGGUGCUUUUGUUUGUUCCUUUCUACUUUAUUUUGAUUCUUUUAUUCUCAAGGCAUGGUUAAGCUGCAGAUGGCAUCUGCAUUUUAAAUUGUCGAUGCUGAUGAAAAUUUAAUCUUUAUGAAUCUAAGUAUCUAACGCAUUACUGUUUGUCAAAGUUUGAAAUUUUAAAUGCCUGAUACAGGAAUGGGGCUUUGAUGAAAAUAAUAAUAAAGGAAUGGGGGUAGG
Messenger RNA from Rubroshorea leprosula, 1282 nucleotides. NCBI's taxonomy places the organism in Eukaryota, Viridiplantae, Streptophyta, Magnoliopsida, Malvales, Dipterocarpaceae. The record is from the annotation of a GenBank genome assembly.